UUCGAUGUUUAUAUACAAGAUUUCACCUGUUUAUCAUUUCUAAAUUAUUCAUGACAUGAUAAUAUUGAUCAAUUUCUUUAUUUGGUUACUACAGCCGUUACUAUUCUUUAUUUGGAUGUGGAGCAAUCAUCUCAUUUAUUUUUAUCCUAUCCUAUCGAUUAAAACGAUUUACAUUGUUAAAUCCUUCGAUUUUUUUAAAUGUUACACCCCCGUUUUAUGACGUUUUAUGAUGAUAACAAUAAUGUC
This is a messenger RNA of Rhizophagus irregularis DAOM 181602=DAOM 197198, 246 nucleotides long. The record is from RefSeq and is a predicted model, not a curated record. Lineage: Eukaryota; Fungi; Glomeromycota; Glomeromycetes; Glomerales; Glomeraceae.